Messenger RNA from Cadophora gregata, 5245 nucleotides. RefSeq lists its product as uncharacterized. Gene Ontology annotation, biological process: intracellular signal transduction; septin ring organization; establishment of cell polarity. NCBI's taxonomy places the organism in Eukaryota, Fungi, Ascomycota, Leotiomycetes, Helotiales, Ploettnerulaceae. The record is from RefSeq and is a predicted model, not a curated record. Gene Ontology annotation, cellular component: cytoplasm; mating projection tip; nucleus. The transcript is spliced from 4 exons. Bases 344 to 4096 code for a protein of 1250 amino acids. Gene Ontology annotation, molecular function: guanyl-nucleotide exchange factor activity; protein binding.
CCCCCCCCUUCCCCCAAUCCCAACCAUCCCAGCCAGCCAAACCCCCAAGCAUCCGUCAAGGCCCAGCCCAAGACGGUCCAGUCCAGUCCCAGUCCCAAUCCCAAUCUCGAUCUGCGACUCCGACCCGUCCAACCUAACCUUCCGUCCCCCUACCUUACGGCCACUACCACUACCUCUACCUACUAUCCUCAACACCACUACCACAUCGCAAUCUCCAACCCUUCCCCAUCACGUCCACGUCCACGUCCACGUCCCCAUCUCCCCAUCUUCAAACCCACACGCAAAUGCACGUUUGAAUGCCGAACUCACCUGUCGCCCACUCCAACCUUCGCGAUCUUUGUUCAUGUCCUUGGGCGGCGUUGCCACUCACAUGGCGCAGUCUCAUGGACCCCUCUCCAGGACGAACACCGCGCCUGUCUUCAAUUCUCGAAGCGCCAACAAUGGCAUCCCGGGGUUAGGCCAUACCAUGAGCCACAGCUCGCGAUCUUCCCAACUGUCUGGAUCCACGGCCUAUACGUCUGCAUCCUCGACAUCGAUAUCCUCCAUGUCCAGCUCGGCCACUCUCGUACCACCUCCCCCGACCCCGACCCAGAUGGCUCAGAACGGCGGGAAUGUCGUGGCAACGAAUAACAUCAUAAACCAACGGGCCGACGCAUCGAGGUCUCUGUACCAGAUAUGUGUGAAUCUACGGCAGAGAUUGGCAACCGUGCCCGACUUUGAUACCCAUCUGAAUGACUCGGAUUCGGAGGAUGAGGGGGAGGAUAUGGACCCGGUAUCCUCGCUGUGGAGGUGCCUGCGGAAAGGGACGCCGUUGAUGACCAUAUACAAUUCCUUGAAACCGCCGGAGCCACUGAAGAUUGAUGAGAAAAUACCAGAGGCAAAGAGGCCGAAGAUUGCGGCCUUCAAAUUCGUAGAAGCAUGUCUGAAAGGGGACCUGAAACUGCCUCCUGGGGAGUGCUUUUCUUUACAGGAUUUAUUCGGUGACGAUACGACGGGUUUCGUAAAGGUCACCCAAGUUAUAAAUAUUGUUCUCGAUGUUGCAGAACAGAAAGGAAACCUCCUGACAUCCGAAAAAGACGACGCGGUACCAGCAGCUGCCAUGGCAGGAUCUCAGAUGAGCUACAGAGAUCAUGUUGUUCGAGAACUCGUGGAUACAGAGCGCAAAUAUGUUCAGGACUUGGAGAACCUUCACGAACUGAAGAAGACGAUAGAGCAGAAGGGAGUGAUACCUGGGGACGUGGUCCAUGAUAUUUUCCUCAACAUUAACGCGAUACUGGAUUUUCAAAGGAGAUUUCUCAUAAAGAUUGAAACAACAAACUCCCAACCGGACGAUAGACAGGAAUGGGGUUUGCCAUUCACCAACUAUGAGGAAGCAUUUGGGAUCUACCAACCUUUUAUUGCGAACCAGAGGAAAGCAGCAGCUAUUGCCAAAAGAGAAUUCGACAAGAUUGCUUUGGCAGAUCAUCCAGUGGUUGUAGACUUCAAUACGCUGGACGGAUUUCUCCUCAAACCGAUGCAGCGUCUGGUUAAGUAUCCCUUGUUACUGAAGGAUUUAAGGGACAAAACAGGUGCAAGCGACGACACGAAGGCAGAUCUAACCGCCGGAAUCGAAGCGUCCAACAGGGUUCUUAUGCAAGCCAACUCAGCCGUUGACCGAGAACUUAGGGCAGAGGCGUUGGAAGACUUGUGUGCGCGAGUGGAUGAUUGGAAGAAUCAUAGGGUUGAUCACUUCGGGGACUUGCUGCAGCAUGGGCAUUUCCCUGUGGUGACGGGCAAGAGCGACGUUCAAAAAGAAGUACGCCCCCUUUUUAGUUUUGUUCAGAAUUUGUCUUCACUCGGGGAGAUGAGAGCAUCUCUAGACUUAAAGCGCAAGGCGACUUUGUCUUCUAGACAGCGCUCGUUUACCAGUCAAAGCACAGCCAUCAGCGGGAGCUCUGUCACCAGUCCAGGCUCCUUCAGUUUGCAAUUCCCUACCCUGAGCUCCUCUGCUCAAGCUGAUGACCAAAUUGAUGAGGAAGGCUCAAAGCGCAAGGCGUCUUUGUCAUUAUCUUUGUCCUCCAGACUGCGCUCCUUCACGAAUCAAAGCACCCUCACUAUCCAAACUUCGUUCAACAGUCAGAGCUCCCCAGCAAGUCACAUUGAAGAAUUUGAAGAAGGAUCGCCGAGGCGCAAGGCGGCCAUCUCCUCCCAACACUCCCGACAGAAUUCAUUGACCAAUAUCGGUGAGGAGAUUGAGGAGGAGCCCUCGGAGAUCCCUGCGAACUGGGAAGCAGUCUCUCUAGACCAACCAGCCUCUGCAAAUGAAGAGCUGCGCGGUCCUGAAGAGGCUAUGGACCACUUCUUUGCCAACAUGCUCUUUCAUCAAUUUACUGGCAAUAAUCCUGCGACAGGCGAACCCUUCUUUGCAAGUACAUAUGCUGACGAAGCGGGCAUUGUUUGCCCACAUUACGAACAGUACACGAUUUACCUUUUUGAGAGAAUCCUUCUUUGCUGCAAAGAAGUCAAUCCGAAUAAAUCGAAGGACAAACUAAUGGGGGCGCAAAAGGAUAAGAAGGACAAGAAGGACAAGAACAAAAAUAAGGAACCCAAUAAGAAUGCCAAGCUUCAACUCAAGGGGCGAAUCUUCAUGACCAACGUGACGGAGGUCAUGUCGUUAGCAAAGCAAGGCUCUUACACCGUGCAAAUUUUCUGGAAAGGAGAUCCUGGAGUUGAGAACUUCAUCAUAAGAUUCUCAAAUGAGGAAACCAUGAGGAAAUGGUAUGAAGGCGUGGAUGGACAACGAAAAGCCCACGCUAGCACCGUCCAGGCCGGAAGCAGUCCGGAUGCACCACCAGCGGACUUUGCGUGGAUGCGAGAUCAGACUGCCCCCAUUCCCAACCCCUAUGCCCAGCAAGAGGACGACGAUGACGAUGAUGAAUACAGCUUACCUCAAUCGGCACCAGUGCCAAACUCAACGUAUCCAGGACCUGUCCCUGGGAUGGCUCGAAAUUCUUCCAGCACAAGUCUUCGAUCGAGAGCUGCGACGGGCGAUAGUGGCCCAUCACUUGUCAGCAUCGCAAGGGCACCACCACCUCGCUUCCCAAUGGGUGGGAUGCAGAACCCGCCUCUGAGCUUGCAAACACAGCUUGCAACUCAAAUGCCUUCCCCCGGUCAAAGGGGAGGAGAUUCUUACUUCUCUCCGGUUGCUGAGUCACCAGCAUCCUCAAGGACAAGCACAACCUCUUCAAUGUUCCCAUUCCCACGACAAGGGACACCGCAGAGUGGAUGGGAACCAGCUGAUUACAACAGAUACACCGCACCAGCGGGACCUCGGGCACCUUCAAGAGGCAGCCAAAAUCCCGCUGAUGCAUAUCAGAUGAAUGGCCGUACUCCACAACGGCCUUCCCUUCCUGCCAUGGCUUCACAAUCCGCUCAGCAAACUGCAGCGCAACAGAGAAGUCGUUCUUACAGCACUCCAGACAUCAAUGCUCAAAACGGAACUCGACGACUUCCUAAUGGAUCUAUCAGCGGUCCGGUACCCGCUGUUCCGGGUAUUCCUGCGCAUCUUCACCCAGCUUACGACAAUGGUAUUCCCAGAUCUCAAAACAACUCUCCUAACGGGUUGCCGAUGAGAUCCAAUACCCAGUCUCCUGGGGCACAGAGGGAGCGGCUGCAGCAAAAUUCGCAAUAUGGGAAUGCACCCCAAUAUGCCCGGAGCAAUACAACUCAGUUUCCUUCUACAAUGCAGGAUAGCCGAGCAUUGUCACCUCCCCUCGGCAGUGCAAGAUCUGGAGAUAGCGACAUGGGUCUUCCCACUCAACUGAAGGUCAAGGUCAAUUGUGACGGGAAUUAUGUGACUUUGGUGGUGGCCUUCAACAUCACCUACCAAUCACUUGUGGACCGCAUCGAUGCUAAAGUGGGAAGAUUUUCCAACAAUGCAAUCGCUCAAGGGACCAUGAGACUUCGAUAUCGGGAUGAGGACGGAGAUUUUGUCACUAUCGAAUCGGACGACGACAUUCAGAUCGCCUUCCAAGAAUGGCGCGAGUCGCAGAAGCAACAAUACCACCAAGGUCAGCUCGGAGAAAUCGAGCUUUUCUGUCUCAGUGUGGAUAACUAGCAUUUUCGAAUCAAAGAAGGAAGACUUUUGUCUGCGCUGUUCAAUUCUGCAUGGGCGGUGCAAUCAUUGCUGGUGCAAGGAAGAUUAUCAUCUGGGCUACAUGCCACACUUAACAUUACUCUGCCGACAGACCCCUUUCCAGCAUUCUGGGGCGGAGAGACACGACGACAUAUGAUAUUUGCAAUUUUAUUUUCUGGGACAGGACACAUGACAUUGGGAGGGGUGUUUCAACUUGCGCUGGGCUUGCCUGCUUUUACCCUCUUUUGUUUCUGUUUUCCCCAAGUACGUUCGUUGAUUUUGCGUUUGUUUUGUUUGAAAGAAUGAUAUCGGAUCAUAUCAGAUUUUGCGAGGGGAUUUGGCUUCUACGAGGGCGUUUUUGAUAGGCGUUUUGGUAUUUUUUCUUUUCUUUCUUCUCUACUCCUUUUGUGCCCUCUUACUAUGGAUUCUCUCUCUCUCUCUCUCUCUUCUCGGUUGCCAGAUGACUGAUGGGAGUUGGUUCAUUCUCGGCGCUGAAACUUUCCCUUCUUCCUUGGCUACUUUACUGCCCGCGAGCGAUAGAAACUGUGGUCGGCGACGAAACUUUGUUCGAUACCUCAUGGAUGGAUGAAUGGAUUUGUGGAUGGUCGGGUGUUGUAGAGAUGGAGCAUGGACUGGGCAAUGGAGUAAGUGUGCAAGUGAGCGUGGUGGAUCGAAUCUGUCUGUGUGCGUAUGCGUGUGCAUGGGGGAAGGCAAGAGACUAGCCAAGUCAGUUGAGGAAUGGAAAGUACGGCUUGGGGGGAUAUAUCCAACGGGGAGAGUACGCGGCAUCGAGGAAGAGCCGAUGGGAGCAUGCACAGAAGAGAUACCGUCCCGGACACACUCCACAUUGUGACACUUGGUCGAGGGAUGAUAAGAGUCGAGUCGAGUCGAGUCAAGUCAAGUGGAGAGGGUAGCAGAGGAGAGAGGAGAGCAGAGAUUUAGUUAGAUAUUGGGUCGAUGGAUGGAUGGGAACAAAGGAGCGUGCGAGAAAGCGAGCAUUGAUGGAGCCAGGUACUGGGUUUAGAUGAGAUGGAAUUGGAAUUGGAAUUGGAAUUGCAAUUGAAUCGCCGGCUUGCUUGGCCUAGUUAGCUACGGUGCAUAGGAAUUGAAUUGAAUUGAAUUGAGUUUAAG